AUGGCCAACUCUACCGCACUGAUUGUCACACAUGCUGGUGCGCCUUUUCGCCUGGAGAGCAUCAACCGAACGCCCCUACAGGCUCGUGAAGUACUCGUUAGACUGAAAGCCACCGGCGUUUGCCAUACGGAUAAUGCAGUGCGAACAGGAAAACUGCCUGGAGCUUUCCCACUUGUCCUUGGUCAUGAAGGCGCUGGUGUGGUCGAAGAAGUCGGCAGUGCCGUGAAAAGCGUGAAAAUCGGAGAUCACGUUCUCCUUUCUUACGCUUUCUGCAGGACCUGUGGCACUUGCAAACAGGGAAAACCGUAUGCCUGUGUGGAAAUGGAGAGGCGCAAUUUCAGUUGCUCACGACCGGACGGCAGUUGUCCAUUACAGUGGGAGGGGCUCGAUGUUCAUGGAUGUUUCUUCGGCCAGUCAUCGUUUGCGAAUCCCGCAAUCGUCCAGGAGUCUUCGUGUGUGCCAGUAGACCCGAGUCUGCCAUUGGAAAUACUGGCACCCUUGGGCUGCGGCAUCCAAACGGGCUCUGGGACAGUGUUCAACAUCAUCAAGCCUGUCGAGAACGAUACAAGGUCAUUGGUGGUCUUUGGGCUUGGAGGGGUGGGUUGCGCUGCCAUCAUGGCGGCUUCGUACCUUGCAAAGCAGAACCCAGGGGUUCUAGAUGUCAUAAUCGCGGUGGAUCUCAAAGCCGAACGCUUAGAGCUCGCCAGGCAGCUCGGAGCCACGCACUCUAUCAACGGACAAGAACACCAAUCGGAUCUCAUUGAAGAAAUACGCCGCAUCACUGGCGGUGUUGGAGCUGACGCUGCAGUGGACUGCACUGGAGCGUUGUCAAUCAUUAACGACAUGAUUGUUGCACUGGCUCCUUGUGGUAGGGCCGUGACUGUAGGUGCGCCUCCCCUGACGUCGAAAAUGUCCAUUGAGGUAUUUCCCUUCAUCAACGGGUGUAAAUCUUAUCGUGGAUCACACCAGGGGGAUAGUGUUGCCAGAAAAUUUCUUCCAUUUUUAGCCGAUCUCUACCAGAAGGGUGAAUUCCCGAUCGAUCAAAUGGAACGCUCGUACCCUGUUGGCGCCGUCAAUGAGGCUGUCCAAGACAUGCUAGAUGGGAAAGUCAUCAAACCAGUCUUGAUAUGGUGA
Messenger RNA from Exophiala bonariae, 1134 nucleotides. RefSeq lists its product as uncharacterized. Gene Ontology annotation, molecular function: oxidoreductase activity; zinc ion binding. The coding region runs from base 1 to 1134 and encodes 377 amino acids. The record is from RefSeq and is a predicted model, not a curated record. Lineage: Eukaryota; Fungi; Ascomycota; Eurotiomycetes; Chaetothyriales; Herpotrichiellaceae. The transcript is spliced from 2 exons.